Molecule: messenger RNA, 4614 nt
Organism: Pygocentrus nattereri (red-bellied piranha)
Lineage: Eukaryota; Metazoa; Chordata; Actinopteri; Characiformes; Serrasalmidae
Gene: furinb
Product: furin (paired basic amino acid cleaving enzyme) b
Exons: 16
Coding region: 604-3108 (834 amino acids)
Biological process (GO): peptide hormone processing
Cellular component (GO): Golgi membrane; trans-Golgi network
Molecular function (GO): serine-type endopeptidase activity
Source: RefSeq, a predicted model, not a curated record
CUGGGACUUGUAGGCCGUGCGAGAGCGGAUGUGCUCUCGGGUUUGUAGUCCUCGGUCCAGCUACGUCCUGUUGAGCGUGUAACGUGGGUGAUGCGCUUUCGGGAACCUGUCUUCACACCGCGCUCCUGCUUCGGCGGCGCGGCCGUGCGUUCCUCCGGCAGAGGAGCACAACACUGAAAGUUUCUUCGGUGCGCGCGUGUAUGAGCGCGCGAGCGAGCACGCGUGCUGCCCGACGUGAGCGCGCGCAGGGAGGCGGGGGACGCUUCAGAGUAACGGCACCGGGGCGCGCGCGAGGUUUUGAGUCAGAGCCCCCAGUUUUCUUCUUGUGGAUACAUCGGUGAGAGAAACUCCUGGGAAAAUGAGCGAAACAUGACUCCACAGCCGUCGGGAGUGAAGAACAGGGGAGCUGCGAAUGACAGCUAGGACUGGUCCGCCGGCUAUGGCUCUGCGCCGCGGGGAGAGUUAGCGAGCGCCUCUCGGGCUGAGGAGUGGUUGACACACACCGCGAACGGAGGUCUUUGCAGUGGUUGAUGUGGUCCAGAGUGGUUGUUGAAUCCUUUCAGCAGUAGACCAGAGUGUUCAGGGCCCCUGCACUGGUCGUUCAUGGAGGUCCGCUGGGUCCUGCUGCAGCUCGGGACCAGCCUGCUCCUCCUGAGCGCGGUGGCACAGUCUGCAGAGAGCCAAGGCUUUUACACCAACUCCUGGGCCGUUCACAUCCACGGGGGGGAGGAAGAGGCCCAGUGCAUAGCACGCAAACAUAACUUCAUCUACCAUGGCAAUGUGUUUGGGGACUAUUACCACUUUCAGCACAGGAGAGUGGUGAAGAGGUCUCUGUCUGGCCAUCGUGGGGUUCAUGUUCGUUUGCACAGCGAGCCGCAGGUGGUUUGGGCAGAACAGCAGGUUGCCAAGCGGAGGAGGAAGAGAGAUAUUUACAGUGAACCCACAGAUCCAAAGUUCCCCCAGCAGUGGUACCUGUACAACAUCAACCGACGGGACCUGCAUGUAAAAGAGGCUUGGGCCCAGGGCUUCACUGGGAGGGGAGUGGUCAUCACCAUACUGGACGACGGGAUUGAGAAAGACCACCCUGAUCUCGCGCAGAAUUACGAUCCCGAUGCAAGUUAUGAUGUGAAUGACAGAGAUCCAGACCCACAGCCCAGAUACACACAGCUGAAUGACAACAGACAUGGGACUCGCUGUGCCGGAGAGGUGGCCGCUGCAGCAAACAAUGGCGUCUGUGGAGUUGGUGUGGCUUACAAUGCCAGAAUUGGAGGUGUGCGUAUGCUGGAUGGCGAGGUAACAGAUGUGGUGGAGGCUCAGUCUUUAAGCCUCAACUCGCAGCACAUUCACAUCUACAGUGCCAGCUGGGGUCCUGAGGAUGAUGGGAAAACAGUGGAUGGCCCUGCCAAGCUGGCCAAGGAAGCUUUUCUACAAGGGGUCACCGAGGGUCGAGGCGGCCUUGGAUCUAUCUUUGUGUGGGCGUCUGGUAAUGGUGGCCGGGAGAAGGACAGCUGUAAUUGUGAUGGCUAUACCAACAGCAUCUACACACUGUCCAUUAGCAGCACCACUCAGUAUGGCAACGUGCCAUGGUACAGUGAGGCCUGUUCUUCUACACUCGCUACAACAUACAGCAGCGGAAACCUCAAUGAGAAACAGAUUGUGACAACAGAUCUAAGGAAAAAAUGUACAGACUCGCACACCGGCACAUCUGCCUCAGCCCCCCUGGCUGCCGGCAUCAUUGCUCUCGCCCUGGAAGCCAAUAUGAAUCUGACCUGGAGGGACAUGCAGCACCUGGUGGUUAGAACGGCACAUCCCGCCCAUCUCAUCACAAGUGACUGGAGGACCAAUGGCGUGGGACGCUUAGUGAGCCACUCCUAUGGCUAUGGUCUGCUGGAUGCAAGUGCGAUGGUGGCACUGGCCCGGAACUGGAGCAGCGUGGGGCCACAGCACAAAUGUGUUAUCGACAUGCUGACGGAGCCCAGGGAAGUGAGGAAUCAGCUGUUGUUCAGUAAGAGUGUGGAAGCAUGUUCAGGACAGCUGGAUUUCGUGAGUUCUCUGGAGCAUGUGCAGGCCAGACUCACUCUGUCCUACAGCCACAGAGGAAACUUGGCCAUUCACCUUAUCAGUCCACUGGGGACCCGCUCCACACUGCUGGCACCAAGGCCGCAGGACAACUCUGCAGAAGGUUUCAAUGACUGGGCAUUCAUGACCACACAUGCAUGGGACGAGGACCCUCGAGGAGAGUGGACCCUUGAAAUAGAGAAUGUGGCCGGGCUUAAUGACUAUGGUGUUCUUUCUCAGUUCACACUCAUCCUAUAUGGAACAGGCUCCAGCUCUGCAGACCUGUCUGCGUCUGACUUCAGUAGGCCUUCCAACAACAGCUGCAAAACCUUUGAUGCUCAACAGAUCUGCAUUGAGUGCAGCGCUGGAUCUUCACUCUAUCUGCAGGGCUGUGUAAAAGCUUGUCCUCCGGGCUUCACGUCAGGUCUGCAGCUGCUCAAUCUGUCACUGGAGAACUGGGUGGAGCAGUCGUCCGUUCAGGCCUGCCUGCCCUGCCACCCGGCCUGCCUCACCUGCUCCGGCCCUGGGGAGGCAGAGUGCCUGUCCUGCCCCUCUCACAGCCACCUGGUGGCCACAUCCUGCCUGCGCCAGAACCAGGUGCAGCGCAAGUCUCCUGCUGGACCCACACAAAAUGUCCAAAGAGGGGAUGGUUCAGACUCGGAUCCAGACUUGGACUCAGAUGGGCCCUCACCCCAAAAAGGACUGUCCUCGCAUUUACCCGUGCUGGUGGCAGUGCUCAGCUGUGCCUUCAUCCUGGCCACGUUCGCGGCUGUUUUUGUGCUGCUGCAGCUGCACUCUGGUGCGGCCAACGCCUCCUUCUACCGGAGGACCAAACUACCCGUCACAGACUCCAGCGGCCGAGGCAUGCGAGUGGCCUUUGGUUUUGGCCUGAGCCGUGAUUGGACAAGCAGCAGAGUGGCAUACCGCGGGAUCCCCACCGUGUGGGGGGAUGAGGACACUGCAGGUGGCAUGAAUUCAGAAUCGGACAGUGAGGAACUGGACUGCCACAGUGAGAAAACUGCUUUUAUACGGACACAAAGCGCUCUCUAGCACCACCUACCUUUUCAGACUUCUCUGUCUUCCUCUGACAGGGCGAGCAAGCUGGUGUAGCCACUUUCUCUCUGCCGUCCUGCCAUGUCCUGGACUGCUCCGAGAAGAGCUGAGAAGUAAAAACACGCAGCACUGCGCCUGUUCAUAAGCUGUAGAGUGAGAUAUUCAGGUGAGGCAGCUGUUCAGUAGAGACACAGAUGUUUGACUUGAAUAUUGGAUGAAUCUCAGUCGGACAGGUCGGCGGUGCAGUGUUGAAAUUUCCCUUUAUUUUCACUUUAAAUUCUCUUAGAGGUUUGAGUCAUGAGGUUUAAACAGCGAAAAAGGACCAGUGUGCGUGUGUAUGAAUGCUAAUGUUUCCUUUAGAGUUAAAAAGGGCUGAAUUUACUCCAGUCCAUCUUUUACUAUCAGAGUGCUGGACUGGAUUUAUGCACAACACUUAGAAGAGUAAGGUGGCCAUUGCAGUAAGUCCAUACAUUUGCAUUGUUUUGUUAGCGGUCACUGAAGCAUUAUAUACCUAAUGCUGAUAACCAGUAACCAGUCUCUGCCUGUCUGUCCUGGUCUUGCUACAUUACUACAUUUGUGGCAGUUAUAGCCAGUUAUAGGAGUUCUCAGAGACAUCACAUUAUUUCAGAAGAUUGCCUUGUUCAGUGUCAAAACAGUAGAGGUGGUUUGUAGGAGGCCUUAUGUAUGACUUCAGAAGUUCAGCCAAAAAAAAGGAUCCAAAUAUUUAAAACAUUUUCUCAUGUUUAAAUUUCUGCUUAAAGUAUUCAGCCUCCUGAGUGUCGAAGAGUUGAAUUUGAUUGUAACAGACACAGUUCACACAGUUUGUGGAGUGGAACAUUUUGAUAUAUUUUCUUACUAGUUUCAAUCUGCUGUUCACAAACCACUAAUAUAAAGGUAUAAACCCAAUAAUUAUCAAAAGCACUAAGCUGUGUGCAGUCCACUGGAUGUGCUAGUGUUAUACCUAUAUAUUAUUCAUACCUUAGACUCAUUGUCUGAAAUCCCUGAACAAGAAAGUCUAGCUUUUUGCAAAAUUCACAAACCAUAAUCCACAACGAAUAUAUAUAUAUAUGCUGGGGUUGGCUCAAACUUGAGUAUUAAGUACACUUACUUUGACUGAAUCAAUCUCGAGGAAAACCUGCUGGGAGCUGACAAACUUUUAUGAGUGUUUACCUUUUUUCUUCUGAUGGACAAAGUAAUUUUCUUUACCCCAAAGGAAGCAUUAUUGAUUUUGAGGUUUGAUGCACUAAAACCUGUCAGAACUGGUGUGGUAAGGAGCUCAAGACAGUGUUUUGCAUUUGUUUUAUGGAAGGUCUGUCUGAAGCUUUCAUGCUUUUAAACUACAAAGUCUGUGAUGGAAAUGAUGCCACCAAUAAGACUUCUGUAACAGGAAUAGGAGGGAUAAAGAGCAAAGAUUUUCACUGAACUGUCUUUCAGUCGCUUUUUCUAGUAUUUAUCAUUUUUAUUUAAUAGACUCUAAUUAUGCUCAUUAAAUUAAUUGCGGAA